Messenger RNA from Neodiprion virginianus, 2038 nucleotides. RefSeq names its product ribonuclease Oy. The transcript has 3 exons. Gene Ontology annotation, biological process: RNA catabolic process. NCBI's taxonomy places the organism in Eukaryota, Metazoa, Arthropoda, Insecta, Hymenoptera, Diprionidae. Gene Ontology annotation, cellular component: extracellular region. Gene Ontology annotation, molecular function: ribonuclease T2 activity; RNA binding. Bases 684 to 1457 code for a protein of 257 amino acids. The record is from RefSeq and is a predicted model, not a curated record.
UGUGUACAAAGGUAUACGCAUUUAAAUCGAGUACGUACAGGUAUAUUGCAACCCAAAACUCGUGCGAGUAUUCGAUUAUAAUCGACAUAAUUUACCAGAGAAAACGAUUGCGGGUAAUUGAAUUAAAGUCUCUGCGAACAGCGGAUCGAAAGUUGCAGCCAAAAUAUGGAAAACUCCGUAUUUUCUGCGAAUUUUUUCCGCUGUUGGUCUUGCAAUGUUCAAGGUGUUUUAUCUUUGAAUUUCUGGAGAAUUACAAAGACACUAACUAGCUAACCCUUUUUGAUGGACAAGAGCAGUCAUUAAAGGUUUACCUGAUAACUCUGAAACCAAAACGAUUUUACCUACGUCCGACGCUCGACCUUAGCUGGAGCUGUAAAAUCGUUCGUUAUAAGUAUCACUAGACACAUUUGCCAUGCCACGUAGCAACCCGCUACGCCCGACUCCCAGUCCCAAGUCCGAUUUGGCAGAUCUUUGUAUGGCAUUCGGCGGAAACUAGGACGCCGCUAGAACAAAGCGUGACCGAAGUCUGCGAAGCGGAGAGAGGGAAUCGUCGUUGGUGACAGAGCUUCUGCCAGCAGCUGAUUCCACUAGCUGCAGCACUAAAGAGCUAGCUGCUGGUCGGAGUUUGAGAAGCAAUACUAGAAUUUACUAUAGUUUCAAUUAUUAGCAAAUCCUACAGCAAGAUGUUAUCCAAUUUCAAUUUUUCGGCAAUUCUUUUCUUACUGACUGUAUCUCUCCAGGUUACAUAUUGCCGUUCGCGACCCAACUCUAACCAAGCAACGUCAGCAGGAGAAAAUUUUGAUGUUAUCGUUUUCACUCAACAUUGGCCAGAGACAGUUUGCUCCCAGUGGAAAGAAAAGGUUCCAUCUCAUCGUUGCUUUUUACCAAGGCAAGAGGAGUGGACAAUCCAUGGAAUUUGGCCUACUCAGUUCCACAAAAUUGGCCCACUUUUCUGCAAUAAGACACAGGGUUUUAAUGCGUCUACUUUAAUCCCAAUAAUACAUCAGUUAGAUGAGAAAUGGAUAAACAUUGAAGAUGGAACACCACACUUUUCAUUCUGGAAACAUGAGUGGGACAAACAUGGUACCUGUGCAUCCGUCCUUGAACCUUUGAAUACAGAAUUGAAAUAUUUUCAAAAAGGAUUGGAUCUGUUGAAAGAAUAUGACAUGACUCAUGUGCUUGCCAAGGCAGGAAUAUUCGUUGGUCAAGCUUAUGCCGUAGAGCAAAUCAUUAGUGGUGUGGAAAAGAUUUUAGGAAAAACUAUUGAGGUCGAGUGUAUCAAAAAUCCGAAAACGCAUGAAUCUUACAUAUUCGAAAUACGGAUUUGCCUGGAUAAAGGCUUGAAGCUGACUGAUUGUGACAACAUCGUUGACUUUCCUUCAAACUGUGAUCGGAAGAAGCCAGUGAAUUAUCCCAGUGCAGUUCCAUCCAAUUACAAUGUUAUAUUAGUAAAAUAGUAAUCAAUACGUUCAAACUAGGCAAAUUGAAAAUUGUAUAAUGUAUUAUGAGUGUAUUUUUGUCUAUUGCCAUUAUACAGCAACCCAGAAAUAUCUAGCAACUUAACUACUGUAAUGUAAUAAUGUAACUCGAAGAAAAUACGAUGUUUCAGUGUCAAGUUUUGUGACAGGAAACUAGUGACUGAUAAAAGCAUAACUUAUUUAUUUUUUUUUUUUUUUAGAAAAAUUAUACACAUUGGAAUAAAAAAAAUGUACUGUACCUAUUAUAUGCACUUUUUCAAGUACCCAAAGAGCUGUUUGGUGAACGGGCAAUCCAAACGAGUUAUCUCAUGCUCAUACAUUAUUACAAGAAAUUCAAAAUUGAUUGAUGUGCCAAGUUAAAAUCCAGUUACAGAAUGAUUGAAUGUACGUAUUACAGCAACGUUACAAAUAGUGGUCUAUGAAUGGUAUGAAUAACAAUUUUAUGGUAUUAAAGUGCUUUAAUUUACAUUAUUUUAUGUAGUUAGUAUUAAUGUUUAUCAAAUUGUAAUCGCAUUACGCAGUUUAUAAUGCCAUUAAGACACUAAUUUCUGCUACUGUAA